UCUGGAGCAGUAUUUAAAAUCUGGGAGGUCCUGCAGCCAGAGGAAGAGGCAGGAGUGCACCGGCAUCUGAGACGGGUUCUUCUCUGCCAGCUGCAGGCCCAGGAAAAAAUCACUACCAUGAGGAUUGCAGUGAUUUGCUUUUGCCUCUUAGGCAUCGUCUCUGCCCUCCCAGUUAAGCAGGGUGAUUCUGGAAGUUCUGAGAAAGAGCAGAGUCUCCCAAGUGUGUCCGAUGAAAGCAAUGACGUGGACGAUGUAGACGAUGGAGACAACACGGAAAGCCGGGACUCUACUGACUCGGAUGAUGACGACCACAGCGAUGAUUCUGAUGAGUCCCACCAUUCUGAUGAAUCUGAUGAAAUGGCCACUGAUUCUCCCACCGACCUUCCAGCAACCGUAGAUUACACUCCAGUUGUCUUCACAAGAGACACAUAUGAUGGCCGAGGUGACAGUGUGGCAUAUGGGCUGAAAUCAAAAUCUAUAAAGUUUUACAGUGCUGAAGACCAGUAUCCUGAUGCCACAAAGGAGGACCUCGCUUCACAAAUGGAAAGCAGAGAGAUGCGUAAUGGACCCAAAGCCACUCUGGUUGCCCUGAACCUGCAGUCGACUUCUGAUGUGGAUAGCCAAGGGGAAGACAGCUUUGAAAAACGAGAUGACAGUCUGGAGAACAAUGGCUUUGAGCAUUCUCAAGAAUAUAAGCUGAAAGCAAAUGAUGAGAGCAGUCAGAAAACUCCAGAAAGCAGCCACCUUUCCCACAGUCAAGAAUUCCAUAACCAGGAAGAAAAGCUAGACCUAGACCCUAAGAGUGUGGAAGAAGAUACACACCUAAAAUUUCGCGUUUCUCAUGAAUUAGAUAGUACAUCUUCUGAGGUCAACUAAAAGAAUAAAAAUACAACUCUUUACUGUGCUUUUAGUUAAAAAUGAAAAAUGCAUUAUAGUAGGGUGGGAGAGAAUCUGAAGUGCUUAUUUCUCAGAUGAGUAGUAAAUGUUUAUGUAUGUGGAUCUAGAAGUAGAUGAUGUUUUGGUCAUGAGUUCAGUUGUGCAGCUUUGUAAACCAAAAGUAAUAUCUAGUAAACCAAAACCUCCAGGGUUUGGUCUGUAAUUCCCAGGUAACAAAUGCAAACUAUCACUGCAUUUUGUUUGCUAUUCUUCUAUGAAUAGAAAUUUAUGUAGAAACAAACAAAAGAGACAAGAUUUUAUGUCACUUAAAAUUUUAUGUCACUUUUUUAAAUUAGUGUAUGAUUUGUUGUGAUUAUACUUUGUUUCUGCAAAUAAAUCUAACAUCUUAAAUGAAAGAGA
This is a messenger RNA of Condylura cristata (star-nosed mole), 1296 nucleotides long. It is a transcript of the gene SPP1, whose product is annotated as secreted phosphoprotein 1. The record is from RefSeq and is a predicted model, not a curated record. The transcript has 5 exons. Bases 118 to 876 code for a protein of 252 amino acids. Gene Ontology annotation, molecular function: extracellular matrix binding. NCBI's taxonomy places the organism in Eukaryota, Metazoa, Chordata, Mammalia, Eulipotyphla, Talpidae. Gene Ontology annotation, biological process: cell adhesion; osteoblast differentiation; ossification.